Messenger RNA from Anopheles merus, 3251 nucleotides. Its product is annotated as interaptin-like. Lineage: Eukaryota; Metazoa; Arthropoda; Insecta; Diptera; Culicidae. The coding region runs from base 168 to 3116 and encodes 982 amino acids. The record is from RefSeq and is a predicted model, not a curated record. The transcript is spliced from 4 exons.
AAAUGCUGCCCAUCCACCUAGCAGGCUCUGAUCGACCGAGGCCGAGAAAGUUGUACGAGCGCACCACAGUGUAGGGUUUUGGUUGCAAAUAGCAUCUUAGGUUCCGUGCUGUCCGGGUAAUAAAUUAAGCAGCACACACACACACACACACAUAUGCUUCUGCAAAAAUGGCCUACACAACGCAGAAGCAGUUUCUAAGCGUUGCGUUCCUGAACGAAGACCCGAAACUGCCGAGCCGGAAGCGCAGCGAUGCAGUGCUGAAGUCGUACAGCUCGUGCUACGACACCCGGGCCUGGUCGCUCGAUGUGCUGAAGCAGUCCCAGUUCAUCGGGGACGUCGCAAACAGGGCCCUAACACAAGCCGCCAAGGCGCCACUUCACUCCUUUUCCGGUGCGGAACUUACGAAAGAAAUCUUAGUUCGGCUGGAUGCCUGCAAUCUUGCCGACUACAUCCUGAGCCUAAGGGAUGAGAUAAAAAAGCGAAACAGUUCCAUCGAAGCGCUGGAGCAGACAAAGGCGGACCUUACCAAAAGAACUGAGCAGCUGGAUGAAAAAUUGAACGCGUUGGACGAAGAAAAUCGACUGCUUCGGGCGGAAAUUGAGCGCAUCGGUGCCUGCCAGGAGCAGCAGCGCCAGACGAACCAGUUCGACGAGGCGGAGCUUGCCGAAAUCAGCCAGAUGAUUAUUGAUCUGCGGGACUGUAAUGAAAAUCUGGAGGAUGAGAUGCAGAUAUUGCGCAACCAGCUGCAAACGGCGGCCGCAUCGUCGGUCGGCGACAAUCAGGUCACCGUGGAGGCUGAGAACAACUUUCUCAAGUUCAAGGCGAAGGAUUACGACCGGCUGGAGGGUGAGCUGGCACUGUUUAAGGCGGAGUACGACAGUUUGACGCUGCAGAAGCGGGAGCUGGCGGAAGAGUUGCACCGGGCCCAGCAGUACCGUUUGCGAGCCGUGGAGUUGAAGCAGGACCUGAAUAAGGAACUGCACCGUCGGGAGAUGUGCGAGGAGCAGAUUGAAAUGUUGGUGAACAUGUACGAACAACAAUCAGUUGAACUGAAUCAAUUGAAACGUCAGGUGCUAACGUUCGAUCGAUCCUCCCAAGAUCGUCUUUUCGAUGAGUCGACGGAAGAUCAUGACGGUUCGCAAACCACAGCGACACUGAAUGUCGCUCAAGAUGAUGAUGCCGGUAUUGAGUUAGUUGAGACAAUAUCCUUUGAAAAGCCCGCUGCCUGUCCGAAUUGUCCCGAACAGCUUAAAAACAUUGAGGAUCUGAAACGAGAAAUCGCUUCGCUGCAAGCUCUGACUGCCAGUCAACCGCAAUCGAUCCCGCAAGACAAUACAGACGCACAGUUAAUGGAUCUGCGCCAAGAAUUGACGGACUGUAAACGCCAACUACAGGAGUCAGCGGACAAGUACGCUUCGCUGCGCGUAACUUCAGCGGUAGCUGCUGAAUCCUUCAAUUCUUCACCGCAAGUCAACGCCGAUCAACAGCAACAGAUGGCAGAUCUGCGGCGAGAAUUGACAGACUGUCAACGGCAGCUAAAGGAAGCAACGGACCAGUAUGAAGCACUGCAAGCGUCUUCCACAGCAGACGGACAGGAGCUGGAACGUGUGAAGCUGCAGCUGGAGCAGCUAGCCAGCGUUUCCGACGCACCUGCUGGGCAGCUGGAACUGUUUGCCGCAAAUGAGAAGCUAAGCGUGUUGCAAAAGGAAAAUGAAAAGCUUCAAAAAGAGCUGUCCGAAAACAAAGCUCGCAUCGUUGAGCUGGAAAAGAAGGUGCAAUCGGCUGCGUCAAGUGUUCCGGUGGCAACCGCGCUGCCCACCGGUGGCGAGUGCUGUGCGGAGAAGGUCAACAAAAUUUCCGAACUGGAGCAAACCAUUUCCAGGCUGAAGGAUGAUGAUGCCUCGAAGGCUGUUGUGACCGCCAGUCCGGCAGCUGAGGCAAGUGCGGAAAAUGCGAACCUUCUUCAAAGAAUAACAAACCUCGAAAAGGAGCUGCUGGAGCGGGAUCAGAAAUUGAAGACGCUACAGGAAGCGGUGGAUAGGAAGAGUGUUGCUGCGACGGCGGAAGCGACCAGCGUCGAUGGUGCCGAGAUGAGCGCGCUGUUAUCUCAGCUGGCGGAAAAGAACGAACUGAUUAAAAAGCUGCAAGAUAAGCUGGACACCGUGUCGUCGGUCCCAGCAGCUGCCGAUGAUGAUGGACGGGCAUGUCAGGAAGAGCUGACCGAACUGCGGGUCCGGCUGGAGGCGUGCGAAGGAGAAGCAGUCGCCCGGCUCGUGUCGGACGUCCUGCCCGAACCGAGAAAAAGUGUCCGAAUAAGCGACGAGGUGGAAGAGUUCGAGCCACUGUCCAUCAAGGAAGAGCUGGGCAGCGAGCAGGACGAGAAGGAAACGGAGGAAAUUAAGGCCGAACCAUCGGACGAGAAGGAAGAAGAGGCGGAGGAGGGGGAUGAGUCCGACAAUGGCGACAACGAUGGUUCGCAAACGUCCGUCGGGCACAAGAAACGGCUGAACAGCUCGCUGGAAAAGCUGGAGCAGCUGCAGGAGAACCUCAGCAAGCGCUGCACGCUGGCGGCCAUGAUGGGCAGGCAGCCGGGGGUUGAGUGUGACUGCAUUCAGGCGAUAGCGUUCAAGAUAGCGCAGGACGGGCUGGAGGUGCUGCUGGUGGCGGAGCUGUACGUGCUGCUGCAGGAGAUUUGCAGUGCCAUCACGCGUAAGAACGCCGUGCUCGGGAGGAAUGUGACCGUGCUGGCCAACAGCAUGACCAAGUGCUGGCAGGUCAUCACGGAUGCACGGGUCAUGAUGAACAUGGAGCUGACGAACCGUACCAGCCACCACCAGUCGGUGACGUCCGUGUCGGCCCACUGCAUGUCCGUGCAGGAGGUGCAGGAGGAGAAAGGGGAGGAGCAGGACAACCGUACUAGAACCGCCAGCCACACGGCGGGUCAUCUGUCUCGGCCGAGCGGAUGGGUGGGCACGGACGGUACAAGACCAUCGACCAUACCGCUGCACCAAUCGAUGUCGGUUGGCAGUGACGAUAACAGACACUCGAACGCGCUGGAUGUGCAAAGGCGUCGAACGAUCAAAUGGAUGGAAAAUGUGAAGAAAUCUGGUCGGUGAAAAUUGGAAGCCAGCGUCUCGUGACGAGCGUGUUUCAUCACUUGAUCGAGGUUCACUUGAUGCAGAACACAAACACCCAACAAUUCGCACAAACUCAGACAAAUUAAAGUGUAUUUCAGAUUUACCAGAACUAAA